AUGACCGAAUUUCGAAUGCCCAUGCACCAGGGUCCCCCUGCCCGGAAACCUUUACACAACCCCCAACAUGGUUUUCCUUACCAGCCCUACGACGCCCCUAGAAAUCUUGCGCCUCACUCAGCCGUGCCCUCAACCACACACAGUCGCACUCGCACUACAUCCUCCAACGUACUUCCUUAUGGAUCAGUGUCCAACCAUCACUAUCAGCAGCAGCAGGCAUCACACACCAUGCCACACCAUGCCAUGCCUCCGCCCGGAUACCCACCUUCACGGCGGCUUUCCAGCACUACUACGUCGACCAACUCAACCGGAAACCAUAUGCCACACUCAGACCCAAAUAUUCGGCGGAGUGCCUCCAACCGCUCGGCAAGCUCGCAGCUAGGCUACGUGGCUCUGAUGAGGCGGCAGAAAGCGACCGUAUGGUGUGAUCGAGCGCAAUCAGAAGAUGCUAGAAUGCGUGAGGCGGCGUUGCGGGACAAGAAGAGAGCAUAUCUUGAAGUCCAUGGCGCAGGCGCCGGUCGUUCAGGCGGUUCGAGUGGGAAGAUCCGACACGGAGGCAAAGCGGGACUCGAUUUCUCCCCAUCCAACCUGGUGAGCGCCAAGGUCCCUGUCAGACUCAGUGCGAACGAGAUUGGCGACGCCGAUGAGGAUGCCCACAGCAGUGAGGGUGGUGUCGUUCACCGCAGGACUGGCAGUGGCCGCAGCUCUCUUGGAAGCAAUCGGUACCCGAGUGGAUACCAGCGACAGCAGGGCACUAUGGGAAGCAAUAGUACACCUCCUAAUGAGAAGACUGAUUUGCCUGAUGUUUCCGAAAACACCCCUGCCGAGAUUCAUGAGGAACAGAAGAGCCGAUUGUCUUCACUUGUCAAGGAUGAUGCUGCAACAACACAUAGCAGCGAACAGGAAGACAUGGUUGGUGAUAUGGAGGCUCCUAGUGCAGUUGUUGCAUCAACCCAAAAGAUCCACAAGGCCGAUGAGUUACGGCGACGAGGUAGUGUCGAUGAGCGUACUACUUCUAUGACCAACGUGCGACUCUUCGUUGCCAACCCUGAUCUCAGUGAUUAG
This is a messenger RNA of Penicillium verhagenii, 1065 nucleotides long. RefSeq lists its product as uncharacterized. The transcript has a single exon. The record is from RefSeq and is a predicted model, not a curated record. Bases 1 to 1065 code for a protein of 354 amino acids. Lineage: Eukaryota; Fungi; Ascomycota; Eurotiomycetes; Eurotiales; Aspergillaceae.